AUCUGUGAUGAAAUAGGUAGGAUGUAGGGAUGAAGUGAAAAUAUAAAGCAUUUCGUUUUCACAAGAAUUUCAGCAGUCUGUCUUUGUCUUCAUUCAACUGCAGGUUUACUCUCUGAAAAUGAGGCUGUCAUUUGUUCUCGUUCUUUUUUCUAUCUCUGCUGCAUUCAGUGGGAGUGAGGCCAUUCGAAGCCUGGUCUUCCCCAGUGAAACCAGUACCAGCUACGUAGAGAUGAUCGCUACAAAGCCGCUCAAGCUGACAGCGUUCACGCUGUGCAUGCGUGUGGCUACCGAGCUCAGCGGCGAGAGAGAAAUCCUCCUGUUUGCGUAUCGGACCAACGACUUUGAUGAGCUGAAUGUGUGGCGGGAGCUGGAUGGAAGAUUGUCCUUCUACCUGAGUGGGGAUGGAGUUCUGUUCCAAGUCCCGGACCUCGGCUACCUGCAGACUCACCUGUGCUUCACCUGGGACUCCAGCUCAGGCGCUGCGGCUGUCUUCAUGAACGGCAGGAAGAGUCAGACCAAAAUCUACCGGAAGGGUCACACCAUCCGCCCCGGAGGCAGAGUCAUCCUCGGCCAGGAUCCUGACAGUUUUCUGGGCGAAUUUGAUGCAAAGCAGAGUUUUGUGGGAGAGAUUUCUGAUGUGACCGUGUGGGACUCCGUCCUGUCAGACCCUGCCAUCCAAAGUCUGUUUAAUGGGAGAAGGGUGGAAAAAGGAAAUGUGUUUGACUGGGAAACUGUGGAGCUUAUACCGUUUGGAGAGGUGGAGGUCAUGUAUGUUGAUCUGAUCUGAUUUUGAUUAUUUCAGGAUGGAGAAAAUAUUCAGUUUUCUUUCUUUGGGCAAAUAAAAUGUAUCCUGCAAUA
Messenger RNA from Xiphophorus maculatus (southern platyfish), 858 nucleotides. Its product is annotated as pentraxin fusion protein-like. NCBI's taxonomy places the organism in Eukaryota, Metazoa, Chordata, Actinopteri, Cyprinodontiformes, Poeciliidae. Bases 119 to 787 code for a protein of 222 amino acids. The transcript is spliced from 4 exons. The record is from RefSeq and is a predicted model, not a curated record.